GGUGGCCUGCUCCUCCCUGCACAGAGAGGAAGCAGCUGGCUGGACCUAAUUUCAUCAAGCAGUGGGACUGGCAAAAUAAGGAACAACGAGCAGCUAGGAAAUGAUGGAAUGAUAGUAAAUGAAUGGAUGACACAGGUAGCAGAGAUCACAUUUGCCUUUCACUCUUCUUGUAAGAUGAUAUAUAGGAGGUGAAACUCAAUACAAUGGAUCCUGAUUAUGCAGCAUUUGAAAGCUCCCUGUGUAAUGAUUUUAAGGACUUCUGCAAGAAGCUCAGUGAUGCUUACAGAGAAUUGAAGGAGGAUCUGACGCCCUACAAGGAUGAUCGAUUUUACAGGUUGGCCCCUAUGCGACUGUACACCCUCUCGAAACGCCACUUUGUUCUGGUCUUUGUUGUCUUCUUCAUCUGCUUUGGGUUGACAGUUUUUAUCGGUGUUGCAGGACCAAACAUUAUUGAAUCUACAGCAGUUGGACCAACAGCAGGAAAUGCGUCCAAGCAUGAUUUAAAAUCUCCAGUCCUAUCCACAUAUAAUCAGCAACUAUGGCUCACAUGUCAAAUACAACUGAACAAGGCUGAUGCUCUAAAAAUCCAAACUAAUAUCACUAUGACAGUGAAAAUACGCGGCGUAACAACAGAUGCCACUGUGACUUUUAUCAAUAACCAAGAACACAUACGGCCCAGAACCAUAAGCUGCGCGCAGAAAUGUGAUGAAAUCAUUGUGGCUCAUAUGGGCUACUUAAAUUACACACAGUACACAGUCAAUGUCAGCUUUGAAAAUCUAAAGCUGUUAAUGUACCCCAUCACAGCCAUAACCUUUACAUGGAAAACCUACAACCCAACGUUUUCGCAAGUGGAAAUCUGGUUUCGGUUUGUGUUUGUGGUGCUCACAUUCAUGGUGACGUGCUUAUUUGCACAUUCCCUACGGAAGUUCUCUAUGAGGGAUUGGGGCAUAGAGCAGAAGUGGAUGUCUGUCCUUUUACCCCUGCUGCUCCUUUACAAUGACCCGUUCUUCCCUCUCACAUUCUUAAUGAACAGUUGGUUUCCUGGAAUGUUGGAUGACCUUUUCCAGUCACUCUUUCUCUGUGCGCUGCUGCUCUUCUGGUUAUGUGUUUAUCAUGGAAUUCGGGUGCAGGGUGAGAGAAAAUGCUUGCCGUUCUAUCUACCCAAGCUGUUCAUUGUUGGUCUGCUGUGGCUUGCUUCUGUGACCUUAGGAAUAUGGCAAACCGUUAAUGAAUUGCAUGAUCCAACUUACCAGUACAGAGUAGACACUGGCAAUUUUGAGGGGAUGAAAAUUUUCUUUUUGGUGGUAGCUGCUGUGUACGUCUUGUACCUACUGUUUUUAAUGAUACGGGCAUGUACUGAAAUUCGAAAUAUGCCAUAUGUUGAUUUGAGGCUAAAAUUUCUCACGGCUUUAACUUUUGUGGUGCUUAUCAUCAGCAUUGUUAUUCUUUACCUGAGGUUUGGAGCACAAGUUCUACAGGAUAACUUUGUUGCAGAGCUGUCUACUCAUUAUCAGAAUUCUGCGGAAUUCUUAUCCUUUUAUGGCCUUCUGAAUUUUUAUCUUUACACGCUGGCCUUUGUGUACUCACCAUCAAAAAAUGCUCUUUAUGAGUCUCAGUUAAAGGAUAAUCCUGCCUUUUCAAUGCUGAAUGACUCGGAUGACGAUGUGAUUUAUGGGAGCGACUAUGAGGAAAUGCCACUACAGAAUGGACAAGCCAUUAGAGCCAAAUAUAAAGAGGAGUCUGAUAGUGAUUAAGUUUUGUUUACCCACUUGGGAUGAUUGCCUUCAGGAAUAUCUCCCAUGGAUGGACUACACAUUUUCAUGGUACAUCUGCUUAUCAUGGAAAGCUGCUCCUUCCAUGCAUUUCUUUUUUUUAAUUUUAUUGUUAUUUUUGAUGAAUGAAGUUAAAUAAUGAAGGUGAUGGUGAAGCUCCGUGAUGGACCACAGGAUGUGGGGGUGUGCUGCAGUUUACCAUAAAGAAAUUCAAUUUGCAUGACUUAACUGGCUUCAGUUCUUACCUGUAGAUAUUUUGUUAAAUUGUUUUUACAGAUGUCUUUGUUAUUUGUCAGCCUGGUACUUGAAGGUAUGCUCAUCUAAAUAUAAUUUGUUAACCUAAGACAAAGAAAAAGGCAGUGAAGGCAGUGAAGGACAGAUGCAAGCACACUUGAAGCCUUACCAAUCUAUUCUAAAAUCUCUUAGUUAACACUAUAAUAGGAAAAAGAGUGGGAAGUCUAGUAAUCAUUUGACGUUUCUAGUUUUAUUAUUCCAAAAGGCACCAACCACAUUUUCUAUAACCAAAUUAUGUACUAUAGCCAACAAUGCAUAUACCACAUAGGAAAACGCUAGGUUUUGAUUAUUCCCAAUUUUAAACAUAACGUUAGACUUGUGUAAAAUGUACGGUUCAUGAACGUUACCCAUUUGCAUUGUAAAAAAAAAUAAUAAGAAGAAAAACAUACUUAUGAAGUUUUUUAUUAAAUGUAUAUUUUUGCAAAAACACUAGCAGCUCUGUUCAUGUAAUUUUUGGAGAGUAUUUUUUUUUAUUGUGUACUUUAUGUCAAGAACAGAGCAAUAAAAUUCCAGUAAGA
This is a messenger RNA of Spea bombifrons (plains spadefoot toad), 2584 nucleotides long. RefSeq names its product transmembrane protein 181 (gene TMEM181). Lineage: Eukaryota; Metazoa; Chordata; Amphibia; Anura; Pelobatidae. Bases 204 to 1754 code for a protein of 516 amino acids. Gene Ontology annotation, molecular function: toxic substance binding. The transcript has 17 exons. The record is from RefSeq and is a predicted model, not a curated record.